Messenger RNA from Musa acuminata AAA Group (dessert banana), 2804 nucleotides. Its product is annotated as calcium-dependent protein kinase 16-like. Bases 597 to 2246 code for a protein of 549 amino acids. Gene Ontology annotation, molecular function: ATP binding; calcium ion binding; calcium-dependent protein serine/threonine kinase activity. Gene Ontology annotation, biological process: intracellular signal transduction; peptidyl-serine phosphorylation; protein autophosphorylation. The record is from RefSeq and is a predicted model, not a curated record. Gene Ontology annotation, cellular component: plasma membrane; nucleus; cytoplasm. The transcript has 7 exons. Lineage: Eukaryota; Viridiplantae; Streptophyta; Magnoliopsida; Zingiberales; Musaceae.
UGCCGAAGAAGAAGAUCACUUCCCUACUGGCAAUAUACCGACUGCUAAAUGUAUGACUUCAUAAUACUUUUGGUUCAGAGAAGAGUUCGAGUUCUUCCGGUACACUUGCUUUGUGGAAGACGAAGACGGAGGCGAGCGCACGCAAGAAGCAACAACAACCAAGAGGAGCUGCUUACACGAAUACAAAGCCACCACACACCAAACACUUUUCCUUGUUUUCGUUGGUUCGCAUCCGGCAGGCAGAGACUGACCCCCGCAAAAGAAGCCUUCGCUCCUCCCCAGUCUUUUUACACUGCUUUCGUCUUCUUACCUUCCUUUGGAGCGAGUCAAAAAAUAUCGAUGCAACUCCACUUGCCAUCAUCAUGAUGGGGGGGGUCUUUUGAACGUUGGGGGAGACACCCAACGGUCCUCUCUCUCGAUCGACUUCCCUGCCCUUCCCACUGCUCCCUUCCCAUUUACCGACAAAGUUCUCGGCUUGCCCCAAUCUAAAGCUUGCCCGAGACAAAAAAGAAAAGCCCAAAUUUAUGUGAAACCCUAGCGAUCUCGCCGGUGUUCGAUCGCGUUCUGGGAGCAAAGAGGCCGGAUCGGAGCCCCGAAUGGGCAACUGCUGUCGUUCGCCAGCGGCCGUGGCCCGGAAGGAUGUCAAGACCCACUUCCCCGGAGCCCGCCACGACCAUGGCGGCCCCGGCGCCCGUGGCAAGAACCACGACCACGACGACGACCACCACCAGCAACAGAACGGUGGCGGCGGCGGCCACUCCAAGCGGAUGACGGUGCUGAGCAGCGAUGCCAAGUCGGAGGGUGCGGUCGAGGAGAGGUACGUGCUUGACCGGGAGCUCGGCCGCGGGGAGUUCGGCGUCACCUACCUCUGCAUGGAUCGCGACACCAGGGAGCUCUUCGCUUGCAAGUCGAUCUCGAAGCGGAAGCUGCGGACGGCGGUGGACGUGGAGGACGUGCGGCGGGAGGUGGCCAUAAUGCGGCACCUGCCGAGGAGCCCCAGCAUCGUGAGCCUGCGGGAGGCGUGCGAGGACGACGGCGCCGUUCACUUGGUGAUGGAGCUGUGCGAGGGCGGGGAGCUUUUCGAUCGCAUCGUGGCGAGGGGGCACUACUCGGAGCGCGCGGCGGCCGUCGUCAUGAAGACGAUCGUCGAGGUCGUGCAGCUGUGUCAUCGGCAUGGCGUCAUCCACCGUGACCUCAAGCCGGAGAACUUUUUGUUCGCUAACAAGAAGGAGAACUCGCCAUUGAAGGCAAUCGACUUCGGGCUGUCUAUAUUCUUUAAGCCUGGUGAAAGGUUUUCUGAGAUUGUUGGAAGCCCGUACUACAUGGCUCCUGAAGUUCUAAAGCGGAAUUAUGGACCAGAGAUUGACAUAUGGAGUGCGGGAGUUAUUCUCUACAUCCUCCUAUGUGGAGUUCCCCCAUUUUGGGCUGAAACCGAACAGGGAGUUGCACAAGCCAUUCUUCGUGGGAUUAUAGAUUUCAAGCGUGAACCAUGGCCUAGUGUCUCAGAAAAUGCUAAAAAUUUGGUUCGGCAGAUGUUGGAACCUGACCUCAAGCUUCGGUUAAUGGCAAAGCAAGUGCUUGAACAUCCUUGGCUUCAAAAUGCUAAAAAAGCUCCGAAUGUACCACUUGGUGAUGUUGUCAAGUCAAGGCUGAAACAGUUUUCGAGGAUGAAUAGAUUUAAAAGGAAAGCAUUGAGGGUUAUUGCUGAUCACUUGUCUAAUGAAGAAGUUGAAGACAUAAAAGAGAUGUUUAGGAUGAUGGACACUGACAACGAUGGCAUUGUUUCGCAUGAUGAACUCAAAUCUGGACUUGCUAAGUUUGGUUCACACCUUAUGGAGUCUGAAGUGCAGAUGCUCAUUGAAGCUGUUGAUACCAAUGGAAAAGGGACCCUAGAUUACGGAGAGUUUGUAGCUGUAUCUCUUCAUCUACAAAGAAUGGCAAAUGAUGAGCAUAUCAGGAGGGCCUUCUCCUUUUUUGACAAAGACGGGAAUGGCUUUAUUGAACCAGAGGAACUGCAUGUGGCACUAGCAGAAGAUGGAUCUCCUGAUAGCAUGGAUGUUGCAAACGACAUUUUACAAGAAGUUGAUACUGACAAGGAUGGGCGAAUCAGCUACGAUGAAUUUGUGGCAAUGAUGAAGACUGGGACAGAUUGGAGAAAGGCUUCACGGCACUACUCAAGAGGAAGAUUUAACAGUCUCAGCAUCAGACUAAUGAAGGAUGGGUCCUUAAACUUGGGCAAUGAAUGAACAGAUGGAACCCCUGCUUGUCUGUUGUUGAGAAUCGGUCCACUCCUACCCCCAAAAUGAUUUUUGUAUUUUGAUUAUUUUGGUUAGCGGACUUCCAUGUGCAGUGGUGUGCUUGUAGGCGUGCUUGUUGCCAUGUGAAAUCGAGGCUGUCUGGUAUAAUGUGUUGUGUUUGCUGCAAGUGUUGUACCAUAUGGGGCUUGUUUGUGUAAUAUGACCAUGGUUCAGAAGAGGACAUCCUACCAGCUGAGCCUCGGAAAUUUACGGAGAUAUAUGCUGUUCUAGGCAAUAUUACUUUUCAUUCUAAAGCACCAAACCUGAUACUUGGUACACCACAUCGAUGCUUAUGGAUCAUCCGUUCAUCGACGGACAUGUAAAAAGUUAUAAUUUGAAUGGUUGGUGAAGCCCAGUAUCUUGUGUAUUUUAUUUAUGUAUUGUGGAGCAGACUGGUUUGCUUGUGUUGCAUCCUGAGGAUAUUAUUUAUAUUUCGUUUAGUUAAAGAUCAGCAGUUGCAUCUUUAACAAAUAUGCUUCGGUUGUCAAUAAGAUAAGGGUUUCUGUG